Molecule: messenger RNA, 204 nt
Organism: Baudoinia panamericana UAMH 10762
Lineage: Eukaryota; Fungi; Ascomycota; Dothideomycetes; Mycosphaerellales; Teratosphaeriaceae
Exons: 1
Source: RefSeq, a predicted model, not a curated record
AUGGCGCCGUGGCUUCAGGUCGUGGAGGCAUUCCUGGUUCAGCAGCUUCUCCGCCAGCCCACCUUCCAUCGCGCCGUGGAGAAGGUGGCGAAGGGUGUGCACCGGCUACGCCAUGGUACGCCACCAGAGGAGUUAGGCGGCACGAAGCUCGAUCAGCCUUCAGGCAUGCUCGGCCACUUCCUGGACGAGGUCAAGACGCAGCUU